Molecule: messenger RNA, 4508 nt
Organism: Notechis scutatus (mainland tiger snake)
Lineage: Eukaryota; Metazoa; Chordata; Lepidosauria; Squamata; Elapidae
Product: G protein-activated inward rectifier potassium channel 1-like
Biological process (GO): regulation of monoatomic ion transmembrane transport; potassium ion import across plasma membrane
Cellular component (GO): plasma membrane
Molecular function (GO): G-protein activated inward rectifier potassium channel activity
Source: RefSeq, a predicted model, not a curated record
CAGACCUCUUAAAUUCAGACAGGUGGCAGCUCUAGUGCCACUACUUUCUGCUCUGCUCAUCCUCAGAGGCUUUCGGCCACGAUCCUGGCUGGCUGAACCCUUGGGCGGAAGGGAAAAACUCUAGCCAUCUUUCAUUUCCCCCCACCCAGUCCCAGAAACAACCCCUUCAGGGGAUCUCUUGCUGCGCUUUCCAACUCAGAUCCGGGUAGGGGAAAAAGAGAACCCGGACGGUAAUUCGGAUUCCUUCCACUUCUCUAUUCUCGUUCUCACAUGGAGCUUGAGCCGUUGUGUCGUUCGGUCGCAUGACUCACCGCUACUCCACGGAUCUCGCUCUUUGCCGCCUCCCGUCUCCGCUACGGGAUCCCUUCAGCAGUAGCAGCAGCGGCAGGCACCGAGAGCCACGGGGAGCGGGCGGAAAGAUUGGGUUCCCUUGCCAGUCUACCACCAACGUCCGCUGGAGGCCGCCGGCAGCUGCGGACGCGCCUUGCCGGCGGAGGGGUGGGGGGAGAGUGAUCGCGUCGCGGAGACCCCACAGCACCCAAAAGAGGCAAGAAGGGGCGUCCCGGGUGGGUGGUGGUGGCAGCGGCCGCUAGGCGGCGGUGUGGAGCGCGGUCAGCUUGCUCCCCUGGCUCGCUCGGAGCUUUCGGCCACAACCGGAGACUCGUGCAGCGCCUGCCUCCCAAUUUCUUGCCUGUCCAAGAUCCGUCGCCGCCUCAGCUGGGCAAGACCACAAAGGGGAAGUUUCUCACAGAGCUAUUUCCAAGCGCGCCGCGACAGGGGCUGAAGGAGGGGAAGGAGGAUUUGGGUAGAGGCAGAAGACGAGGCUUUCUCCUCGCUCGCUCGCUCGCCCGCCCGCCCGACCGCCGUCCUUCCUCUCGCCGUGCUGUCGCGGGGCUCAAAUCCCCGGGACUCGACUGGGAAGCCCAGUGCUUCGCCAAGUGCCGCCUGAAGGGAACUUCCAUCCACGAGAGGGGGACACGCGUCCCUCAGGAAUUCCGGGCAGAGAACCCCUGAGGAAAAGAAGCAACCGGAGCAGCAGUUACUCCUGCAACUGUCGCCUCUAUCCAGGACGUUGCCGUGGCCAAGUACCUGAGGGCUGGUUGGUUACCACACCCCGGUUGCGGUUACCGAUACGGCGCACGAAUCUGGCUGAGUUUGAUCCCGGGGCUAGAGAGCUUCACUCGAGAGGGCACCACCAAAGCAUCUAUCUACAUCACCACUCUCACAUCUGCAAAGCCUGGCUUCCUGCUGGGGUUGCCUGCAGAUGUGGUGCUUAUAAAGACUGUGCUAGAUAGCCUGUGCCAUUCCAGAAGGAAGCCACUCCUUGCAAGACAGCUGGCCAGGGACAACCCAAAACGAGCAAACGGGAGGUCCCCAAUAAAUCUGACCUUAUCCUGCUUUUGUGCCAGUCCACUGGCAUCAUAAGAGAGUAUCUGCCAAACUAGUUGGGUCUCUUCCUUGUGUCUCAGUGUUUGUUCUGUGCCUCUGGCAUCAUCCUCUCCCAAGACAAUGCUUUAAAUAAUCAAAGAUUCCACAAUCAUCUGGAUUUUAUUUUGUGCUAGUAUUUGGCAGUUAUCCAAGCAGUGGCACAGAAAAGACCUCUCUAGAUUCAGCUCCACUGAUCUCCAACAACUGCCCAUGCCAAGUGGAAGAGACCACCAGCUACCGCCUGCUCUGCUGAUGAUUGUCUACGUUGGGCCCCUUGCAUGAGACAACCAGAGUUUCCACACUGAAACCAACCUUUGUCCUACUACUAACCACCCAGAGUGCAAGGAAAUCUCCUUCUCCUCAGGAUGUCAGUUGUGCGAAGAAAGUUUGGCGAUGACUAUCAGGCAGUGGUGGCUGCACCAUCCCAUCGGAAACGGCAGCGCUUUGUUGACAAGAACGGCCGCUGUAAUGUCCAGCAUGGCAACCUGGGCAGUGAGAACAGUCGCUACCUUUCCGAUCUCUUCACCACUCUGGUGGACCUCAAGUGGCGUUGGAACCUUCUCAUUUUCUUGUUGACCUACACUGUGGCUUGGCUGGUGAUGGCCUCCAUGUGGUGGGGAAUUGCUUAUUUGCGUGGGGACCUAGAUAUACACCAGAGCCCCAGUUCAGGACAUAACCCCUGUGUGGCUAAUGUCUACAACUUUCCCUCAGCCUUCCUCUUCUUUAUUGAGACAGAAGCCACCAUUGGCUACGGCCAUCGCUACAUUACUGAGCGCUGUCCAGAAGGAAUCGUGCUUUUUCUGUUCCAGUCACUGCUGGGCUCUGUGGUAGAUGCCUUCCUCAUCGGAUGCAUGUUCAUCAAAAUGUCCCAACCCAAGAAACGUGCUGAAACUCUAAUGUUUAGCCGUGCUGCUGUCAUCUCGCAGCGAGAUGGAAAACUCUGCCUUAUGUUUCGGGUGGGCAACCUCCGCAACAGCCACAUGGUCUCAGCCCAGAUCCGUUGCAAACUCAUUAAGUCACGACAGACACCAGAAGGAGAAUUCUUGCCACUAGACCAAUGUGAGCUUGAUGUUGGAUUUGGAACCGGGGCCGACCAACUGUUCCUCGUUUCUCCUCUAACCAUCUGUCAUGAAAUCAGUGAUAAGAGUCCCUUUUUUGCCCUCUCGCAAAGAUCCCUAAGGAGCGAGCAGUUUGAAAUUGUCGUAAUCCUUGAAGGCAUUGUUGAAACUACAGGAAUGACAUGCCAAGCCAGAACAUCUUAUACAGAAGAUGAAGUCCUCUGGGGCCACAGGUUCCUUCCUGUGAUGUCCCUGGAAGAUGGCUUUUUCCGUGUAGAUUAUUCCCAAUUUCAUAGCACCUUUGAAGUUCCAACGCCUCCCUAUAGUGUGAAAGAGCAAGAAGAGAAUUUGGCUCUUCCAUCACCUCUGAACACCCCUACUGGGAGUCAUAGGAGUCGACGGGAAAAGAUCUCCUCUCUUGACUGUCUCGAUUUUUUUGAAGAGAAAAGCAGCCGCCUUCCCAGCAAAUUUCAGAGGCUUUGUACAGGGAAGGUGGAUCUCCAGAGAGGUAUCCCAAGCCUUUGCUCCACCAAUGUUGAGAAAGCUUGCAGCACUGGUGACCUCUUGAAAAUCCAGCAGAUCAGUUCUGUCUGCAACAUGGAGGAGGAAGGUGAAAAGUUGAAGUUGGCUGCCUUCAAAACCAAAUCAGAGCUCCUGGCUCGGUCCACUGGGAACCUCGAAUUCCAGCAGAGACCUCAACUCUUGCAUACCCUAGGGGCAAGAUUGGAGGAUCAUUUGCCUGCCAAGUUACGAAAAAUGAAUUCAGGGCUUUUCUCUUAAAAGAGCAGACAGACAACAGUGUAUGCAGGUUUCCACAGCUGGGGAAUAAGCCAGUCUCCUCCGAGAGGUGCUCUUGAGAUGGGUGAGAUGAGAUUCCUGUCGUUAUUUUCAUGAGUGUUCUGAAGAUGCUGAGCUGACAAAAGUUGGAUUUGGGAAUGACUGUAUGAACUCUUUUCCUGGGUGUGAAGUUUCUUCCUUCGGGAGAUUCCUCACAAUUUCAGGCUUUGAACUUUUCAGAGGUAAUGGGCUGGUUUGGGUGUCCAGGUUAAAUUAGGAAAGUGCGAAAAUUCCUUCGAAUGGUGUCUCGGUUCCUAGUGACUGUGUGGAAUCAUCUUUGACCUCAUAUGGAAGUGGAUUUUCUAUUGCUUCCAACUGGGAUUUUUUUUUUUGGACUUCCUAGUCUAGCCUUCCCAGUCUUGGCCAUCCCUCAUGAUAUUUCAUCCAACCAUGAACCCGUCUCACCUUGUGUAGCUUUUCUGGGGUGGCCCAAGGUCAAUUAGGAACUGCCAUCUGCUAAGGGCUAAGCGCAUAUAAAUCUCGUAAAGAAUUAGGACUCCAAUGGCGAUGGGAACAUAAGGAUCACUUGACUGUAUUUCGUUCUCCCAAAAAGGCAGGCUUCUGAGUCUUGUUGAACCAGGCAGUAGCAGCAGUCAAGGUCACCUCACAGAAAGACUUUCCUCACGAUGGGAAUUGCAUGGCAGACUCUGACGAUGUCAAAUAAAGUCAGUUUUUUAUCCCUCCCCAAAGGGACAAAUGAUUUCCAGAAAGGGUAACCCUGUUGGUCUGAAUCCGUGCAAAAUAACUGAUGUGGAAUCCCAGGAAGGCUAUAGGGGAAGAAGUUGCUUCUUUUACAACCCUGCCAGUGAGUAGUCCCUUUAACACAGAAAUGCCUCCGAAACAUUUAAUGUUAAAUGAUUUUGAUUGUGUCAGAAUGGAAAAGUUAGUACAUGAAUGAAACUGAUCAUACUAUCUGUACUGAAUUAAUUUAAUUUCCAUUCAAUUUAAAUUCAAUUUAAACUCCACCCAGUCUGGAACUCCUUUUUUCAUAUGCCACCCAAAAGAGAAGAAUGGUCUGAAAAUGCUUCUAAAUUCUUGAAAUAGAAGUGGAUUUUUCAUUCUGUUCCAUUUCAUUCUUUCUUGCAUUUAACUUUUCUAUUCCAUUACUACUAAUACAAGGGGAAAUACCCUGCUUUCAGAAUUGACAUAUCUGUUGUCCUAUUUAGCCAUCUGGCAGAAUGAAAA